Messenger RNA from Achroia grisella, 1333 nucleotides. It is a transcript of the gene Tsen34, whose product is annotated as tRNA-splicing endonuclease subunit Sen34. Gene Ontology annotation, biological process: tRNA splicing, via endonucleolytic cleavage and ligation; tRNA-type intron splice site recognition and cleavage. Gene Ontology annotation, cellular component: tRNA-intron endonuclease complex. NCBI's taxonomy places the organism in Eukaryota, Metazoa, Arthropoda, Insecta, Lepidoptera, Pyralidae. Gene Ontology annotation, molecular function: tRNA-intron lyase activity; nucleic acid binding. The record is from RefSeq and is a predicted model, not a curated record. The transcript is spliced from 7 exons. Bases 92 to 940 code for a protein of 282 amino acids.
GAAUAUGUAUAUUAUAUAUACUUGUCAACAAAAAUAUAUAAUUCUGUUUAACAAUUCUUAAAUAUAUAAUUGUUUAAAUUUAUUCUGUACAAUGGUUAUUUCCCUGAAUGUGCAUGACGGAGUAGCAUAUGUAUGGAAUUCUGAUGAUUGGCACAUUCUUCGCUCGAAAUAUCGAAUAUGCGGUGCACUAAUCGGAACAGUACCUUCGUAUCCUAGACAAAAUGAGUUUUCAGGAUUGCCUAUGGCUUUGAUGUCCGAAGAAGCAGCAUUAUUAGUGGAAAAGGGGAUUUGUGAGUUAUUUGAAUUACCUACAAUAACAGAUAAGUUGACAAACACAGAAGUUGAAGAAAUCAAAAUUGAAGAGCAAAGAGUUCUACAAGAGCAAAAAGAAGCAUUGAUGAAGAGAAAAGCUGAACAAAUGUCACAAAAAAUAGAUAUUAUUAUGGCAGGGAAAAGACAAAAAUUACUAUCAAAAGGGGUUACUGAUAUUAAUUUGGACAAGCAUUCAGUAUUACAAGAAGAAAUAAACAAAUUACCACCAUUAAAUCCUGCACAUGUACUGGUACAUCUGCCAACGAAGCACCAUAUAGACAUAGAAAAGCAGCAAGUUGGUGUUGAUGCCUUGAGACCUAACCUGAAAGACAAUGCUGCAGCUAGAUACACUAUUUUCAAAGAUUUAUGGGAAAAGGGUUAUCAUAUUACAAAUGGUCCAAAAUUUGGCUCAGAUUUUCUUGUUUAUCCAGGAGAUCCUGUAAAGUUCCAUGCUAUGUAUAUGGUGAGAUGUGUAAGCGACCAAACCACCUCAUUAUGCCCUUCCAGUCUCGUCGCCUACGGAAGAUUGUCAGUAGCCGUAAAUAAAUUAGCAAUUUUAGCUUUUUGCAGCAAUUAUAAUAAAGUAGAUUAUCAAACAUUACAAUGGCAUGACAGCAUACAUAGAUAAAAUAAAUAUUAAAAUUUGAAAUAGGCAUUUAUUUUAUUUUAAACAUCUGAGACUGAUACCAAAAAGUAUGAACUGAUACGGGUAGUAGUAACUUUACUUCAGUUUAGUUUACUUUAUCCCUUCCGAUCAAUCUUCAGUCCAAUUCUAACGGGAAUCGAAAUGAAGACCUAGUGCCCCAGAUUCGAACGCCUAGGGCCGUCCUCCGUCAAUUAACAAAAAUUUAUUAACAUUUUUUAAAAGUUUUUAUUGUAAAACACUUUUUUGUUUAACUUAAGAAGUUUGUUUUCCUUAUUGAAGGAACAGCAGGUAAAUAAGAAUUAUUUGUGCAAUUGUCUCAAAAGAGUAUUAAAAAUGUUGAUGUUUUUCUAGGAUUUAAUUUUGACUGAUUAAUAA